Oncorhynchus masou masou (cherry salmon) is the source of this 2736-nucleotide messenger RNA. Its product is annotated as zinc finger and BTB domain-containing protein 9-like. Lineage: Eukaryota; Metazoa; Chordata; Actinopteri; Salmoniformes; Salmonidae. Gene Ontology annotation, biological process: regulation of transcription by RNA polymerase II; positive regulation of gene expression. Gene Ontology annotation, molecular function: protein binding; DNA-binding transcription factor activity, RNA polymerase II-specific; RNA polymerase II cis-regulatory region sequence-specific DNA binding. The record is from RefSeq and is a predicted model, not a curated record. The coding region runs from base 1348 to 2736 and encodes 462 amino acids. The transcript is spliced from 4 exons.
GAGUGUUAGAACGAGUUAGGUUGUCAUGUAGUAACCAACAGAAGGUUACGAGUUAAAAAAUAUAUAUGAUUAUUUGAUCGUCUGACUGGUUUUGCGUAAAGAGAAGAGAUAUGGAAUGAGUCGGAUACCACAGAUGCGAGUCUUGUGUUGUUUUUGGAGACAUUAUUUAGACAUUUUUUAUAUUCGUGGUGAUCGACGAGAUACCUCGCUUCACGCGGUCGUUCAACUCGCGAUGCUGGACAGAUCGCUGCAUCAUCAUGUUGCUUCCGAGUUAGCGAAAGAAAUCACAAGUUACACCAGGGGGGCAGUGAGUCGUCGUCAUUUAGCUACAGAGGCCAGCCGACAAUUGCAAGCAGAAAAAGAGGGAUGCAUUGGCUACAUCUGUUGAUUUGGCUUGUUGGCACUUCAGUGAUACAGUGUCGCGCCCGGUGAUGUGAAUUAGGAAGAUCAGUAGGUGUUUACAUUGUAGCCUAUCACUUGUGUUAAUGCCUGGGAUUGGCGCGAUGUUCCUCCUAAUUUGUUGGGUGGGUGCGAUCGUAAUUAGCCAAUAUUUUGAUUAUGGGCACAGUGGCUGAAUUUGGGAUAAAUAAAAACAAAAAAGCAUUAUUUUUCAAACACAAUUUUCCUGUGAAACAGGCUAAUCUAUCCAGACCUAGCCUACAUCGUAAUCAUCUGGAAUAUAGGCAGUUCAUGUGUACUGUUAUUGACUCCAUCAUCAUCAAAUGACCUCUUGGACUUGGCAAGGGAGUGCACAUGUUUAGUGUCUGUUGGAUUACACAAUUCGUGUAGGAUAGGCUAUCGACUCAGACACCGGACUCUGCUCGGAUUAUGAUCAUGACCCUGGAAUGUAUGUAUAAUCGCCAAAGAGAUGUUGACUCCAUUGAACUAUGCUGGUGACAUUUCUCCUAAACUAACAAAUAGUUUACAUAGUCGUGUGCUGCUGACUCUUAUUGGAUAGGCUACGUAUUGAUUUUAGUGGGUAAUUGUGCCGCUGUCUCAGUACUUGGUCUGUUUUAACCACACAAUGGAAUACAACAUAAAUAAUCUAAAUAGGUUGCAAAUGGGUUAAUUUCAAAGUUCCGUUGCAUCCUAUGUGUUCCUGACGCGUGAGUAAUCAUUGGUCACAAUCCACUCCUGUAACUGCAUCCACGUGGAGUUCAUGUAGGUCUACUUGAAAACUUUGGGUCAGGAAACUUCCAGCCGUGACGCACAGUCGGCUCCCUCUGCUGUAGUCCUGCUGCAAAAAAGUGACAGCUUUUUAUUUUUGCUGUCAUACAGCGAAGAGGAAGAGGUAUUGACUCAAUAAGUAAAAAGUAGGCUACAGCAGAUUAAAAACAUCAGUCUAAAAUGGCCGGCGACUGCAACUAUAAGAUGCAUUAUGUGAAUGAUGACACAUUUUCUCCAUCCAAACCUCUACUGGACCAAGUGCGGGUGCCCGCGGGGGAGCCCGACGCCCCCAGUGUUCUGCAGGGGCGUGGGUCCGUUUAUUGCUCACCAAACUUUGACAUGAUUGAUGGGCUGCUGUACCGUAAGAAGUUGGAGAGAGGUUUCAUCCACUACCGGGAGGUGCUAGACGAGGACCGACGACUCGGGGCGAUCGCCACUUUCCACCGGCGGCGGCCAGGCAUGUGCCACCACUCCCUGGAGGAUACGUACAGAUCAGUGGCCGAGAACUACUGGUGGGAGGGGAUGUACUUCCAGAUCCGAGACUUUGUCCGGGGAUGUCCAGCGUGCCUGGAGCAGAGGAACAAGAGACCCAAGAAGCGUGUGGGUGAGAGGCGUCUCUCUCAGACGAUGAUGUCACACAGCCGUGACAUGCUGAGUAAACUGAGGAGCCAGCGGGAGGCGGGGCUGUUCUGUGACAUCACUCUGAGGACUGACGGGUGCUCUUACUCCGCCCACAAGGCGGUGCUGGCAGCGGUGAGCGAGUACUUUCAGGAAUUAUUCACUGAGAUGGACUCCGCCCCUAGCUCCAGGUCUGACAUCGACCUCACAGGUUUCAGUGAGUCUAUCCUGAUGUCUCUGCUGGACUUCUCCUACUCCUCUAUUCUGUGUGUGUCUGAGGAGGACCUUCCAGAGGUCAGCACUAUGGCCCGUCACCUGGGCAUGUGGCCUGCCGUGGAGGCCUGUUCUGCCCUACAGACGGAGCAGGGAUACCACGCCGCCCAAUACCCCACCAUGGAGCACCCUGCCCUGGGCUUCUCAUCGCAGAUCCCUGGAUCUCCCCUGGAGCUCCACCACCACCAGAGGAACAGGAGGAAGAAUAGGGGGUUGACUGGAGAGGGCAGGGAGAGGGUGGCUGGGGGUAGAAGGGUAAGGGGUGUGGAUGAUGGCUUCAGACAAAUUCUGGAUCAGUCCAAUGAGUCGAGGGAGGAGAGCCUGACCAGGCGGUCACCCCGUCGGCCCCCCAGACCCAGCCCCCUCCCCCUAGGGCAGAACGGUCUCCCCCUCAGCCCCACCCGCAGGAUGAAGCUCAUGGACUUCAAAUCUCCGUCUUGUAAAAUAUCUUCUUCUCCUCCAAAAACGUAUCCUCCAACCCCCGCUCCCGAAACACCCAAUCUUCCUCCUCGCCCCACACGCGUCUUCUCCGCUCUACUCCCGGGGCCGCCCAGGAAGUUCAGAGACUGCUUCCCAGGACAGAGAGCCCUCCUCGGGGCCGAAAACCUCACCCUGUCCCCCAUACUGCCUCCACCUCCAGCUCCUCCACACAGAGGGCUGGCUCUGAGGCCCCCAUAG